ACCCUUGUUUCCCCCCUUCCCUGAUCUGAGCAAGUGCUAAUUGGUCAGACGUGCAACGCGCACACACAGAAGCGUCGUGUUGAUCUGAUUGCAAAUCCCGGUACGUCAGCAACCCAGAGACCCUCCUCCAGCUCGGAUCAGAGGGAAGAGGCUCACCAGAGUGAGCAGCAGGUGCUGGAGCAGGCAGCGGAGCCGCUUCCCAGGGGACCCUGGGAGUGGGGAGUAGCAGUGUCAGAAACUUCUUCAUUGUUUGUGAAAUCCCAGUCCGUGAAGAGCCUGAACUCCGACACAAAGGCAGGCUCUAAUUAACCACUGGAACGCUUCUUCUCCGGCACGGAAAGCAAGAGCUGUGCCAGAGAAACAGCAGCCAUCCCUCUGGUCCUCCAAGGGCUGUGAACAGCCAGCCAGGCACGAAAUUCCCCCUUCUGCCUCCUUGUUCCUGCCAGCCCCAGAAGAACUCUCACUGCAGACAGCUGAACAGGAGCUGCUCAACUCCCCCAGCAAAGAAAACCCAAAGCUCACCAGAGUGCUCUCGGAAAGAAGAGUUCCUUGAUUUAUUUAGAAAGUCAUUAUUCUCUUGUUUUCUUGGUUCAUGGAGCCUUAUGUCUUCCAAACUUUUAUUUCUCCCCUCAUCACUUCAAAAUCUAACUUCUCCAACAGGGGGGAGAGGUAAGUUAGGUGGUCCAUAAAGCGUUACAACUCACCUUUGAAUAUAAGCUGCAUCUAAAUGAGGUAACAGCUGCUUCUCACAGGAGGGGGAAAAAAAUCCCAACCAAACAAAAAGCCUCUCACUUCUGGGCUAGCGAGGCUUUCAGUGGUAUCUGAGCGUGCUCUGUGAUCAAUAGGCAUGGGAAACAUCUCCUUUUGGGAUGAUCCGAACAGCUCCUGCAGCAACGCAGGCAACAGCUGCUACCUGGAAAACAGCAUGAGGUUCAACUUCACCCUCCAAGAGCAGGCAGCUGAUUUCUACGUUGUCCUGCCCGUGAUCUACUCUGUGAUCUGUGCUGUGGGGCUCACAGGCAACACUGCUGUCAUCUAUGUGAUCCUCAAGGCCCCCAAGAUGAAGACUGUGACCAACAUGUUCAUCCUGAACCUCGCUAUCGCUGAUGACUUGUUCACCCUUGUCUUGCCCAUCAAUAUUGCAGAGCACCUCCUCCGCUACUGGCCCUUCGGAGAAAUCCUCUGCAAGGUCAUCUUGUCCAUAGACCACUACAAUAUCUUCUCCAGCAUUUAUUUCCUGACAGUGAUGAGCAUAGACAGGUACCUGGUGGUACUGGCCACAGUCAGGUCCAAGAGGAUGCCCCACCGCACGUACCGAGCAGCCAGGAUUGUCAGCCUGUGCAUCUGGAUCCUGGUCACCAUCAUAGUCCUCCCUUUCAUCAUCUUUGCCAAUGUCUACACCGACGACCUGGAGAUCAAGAGUUGUGGUCUCAAUUUCCCCAAGCCUGAGAGGUUUUGGUUCAAAGCCAGCAGGAUCUACACCCUCAUCCUUGGCUUUGCCAUUCCGGUAUCCACCAUCUGCAUCCUCUACACCAUGAUGCUCUACAAGCUGAGGAACAUGCACUUGAACUCCAAUGCCAGAGCCCUGGACAAAGCCAAGAAGAAAGUCACCAUUAUGGUCUUCAUAGUCCUGGCUGUGUUCCUCUUCUGUUGGACCCCCUUCCACCUGGCCACCAUCGUGGCUUUGACCACUGACUUACCCCAGACCUCCAUGGUCAUUGGGAUAUCCUACUUCAUCACCAGCCUAAGCUAUGCCAACUCAUGCUUGAAUCCUUUCUUGUACGCUUUCCUGGAUGACAGUUUUCGGAAAAGUUUCCGGAAGUUGUUGGAAUGCAGAACUUCUUGAACAGGGGGCUGGGGCUGGCAGGUCUCUGCCCUUCCAGGGCUUUUCAGGGGCAACCUGGCAGACUGGAGGAGUGGCCAAUGAAUGCACAACGUCCUUUCUUUCGUUUACAUGUAAUGUGUGGUCUGUUUGUAACCCUCAUCAGCAACAGGGUUUGUCCUGCCCACUUGCAACUCUUGUAUUUCCCCUCUUUGCUCCCACCAACUUCUCAGAGUUGCAUUUCUAGACUCUGAUUUUUAAUUUCACCCUCUGAAUUAUUAAGGACAGAAAAUUUCCUUUUUUAGGGGUGUACUUCUGCCACAAAGUGGUCCUUUAUUGCCAUCUGCUGUACAGCACGGACAGGCUGGAGACCAAUUUCCAGACAAGUGCAAAGCUCAGUUCUUUAUCACUGAGUUAUUAGGGAGGAUUGUUUAAUGGAGCAGAGCUAAUGAGCACUUUCAAUGAAACAUCAGUAAAACAGAGGAUGAGUUUUUGGAAGAGAAAAGAAACUGUUUUCAAUGUUCAUGUAUGUUCCUGUGUGUUAUGGCUUCCUUUUGGUUUUGAAGGAUCGUCCAUCUUCCACUCCACCACAAAUUUCCUCUUUUCUGACUUGUUAAAUUUAGACCAAAAGGAAGAUUUGAGUCUCAAAAAUAGUGCUAAACAGCACACCAUACAAAUACUAUAACAACUGUGAGAAUUUGUGUUAGAAAUUAUUUUGAACUAGUUGUUCCUGUUAAGUGUCAAAUGCAUAUUUAUUUAAGAGUGAGUAAUGAA
Messenger RNA from Motacilla alba alba, 2596 nucleotides. It is a transcript of the gene NPBWR2, whose product is annotated as neuropeptides B and W receptor 2. Gene Ontology annotation, molecular function: neuropeptide receptor activity; neuropeptide binding. Gene Ontology annotation, cellular component: membrane; neuron projection. NCBI's taxonomy places the organism in Eukaryota, Metazoa, Chordata, Aves, Passeriformes, Motacillidae. Bases 848 to 1846 code for a protein of 332 amino acids. The record is from RefSeq and is a predicted model, not a curated record. Gene Ontology annotation, biological process: neuropeptide signaling pathway. The transcript is spliced from 2 exons.